This is a messenger RNA of Nilaparvata lugens (brown planthopper), 3791 nucleotides long. RefSeq names its product WW domain-binding protein 11. Lineage: Eukaryota; Metazoa; Arthropoda; Insecta; Hemiptera; Delphacidae. Gene Ontology annotation, cellular component: spliceosomal complex. The coding region runs from base 145 to 1704 and encodes 519 amino acids. The transcript is spliced from 9 exons. The record is from RefSeq and is a predicted model, not a curated record. Gene Ontology annotation, biological process: mRNA cis splicing, via spliceosome.
ACAGUCGACUGUCGAGUGUUGACAUCGUCGGUAAUGUUGGUCGGUGUCGGGAAAUGAAGUUGUGAAUGUAAACUAUGGAUAUUUUGUUCAAUUUUAAUUAUUAGCUGAAUUUUUGAGAAUCAAAUAAUAAGGUUAAGAUUCAUAAUGGGUCGGCGUUCGAUAAAUACCACUAAAAGUGGUAAAUACAUGAAUCCCACUGACCAAGCUCGCAAGGAAGCUAGAAAAAAAGAAUUGAAGAAGAAUAAGCGUCAACGUCAAAUGGUCAGAGCUGCAGUAUUGAAAGGAAAAGAUCCUGUUCAAAUUUUGGCUGAAAUGGAAAAAAUAGAUCAAAUGGAGUAUAAUGUUCUUCAACCAUCGCCUUUGAAUGAGAAAGUACUGAAGGAUAAAAGAAAGAAAUUGCGAGAUACAUUGGAUAGAGUAAUGAAGAUGUAUGUGAAAGACGACCCGGACAAAUGGGAAGAGCUGAAGCGUGCGGAGGCUGACUACGAGAAGCGUCGCUUCACGAUGUCGACCUACUAUGAGGCGGUGCGUCACGCCCAACAGGUGCAAGUGGAUGAUAUCCCGCUGCCCAUCAACCAGUUGCCGCCCGAGAGCAUCGCCGCGCUCGCCGGCCUCACCGCCCAGAUACCCCUGCCCGUCGAUCUGCCCCUACCCCUGCCCCCGGCCGCCGGCAUACUCCGUAAGCGAUCUGCUUACAGCCCACCUCUGCGACCAAAGAUUCCUCCAGGGGUACCACCAGGUCCGCCACCUGAACUUGACAGUGAAGAUGAAGCUGAUUUGGAAAACAUUGCAGAAGAAAUCACAAGAAAUAGACAACGUACAAUCAGAUUUGCAGAGGAAGGCGACAGUGAUUCAGAUAGCGAGGAUGGGGACAAUUUAGAGGGAGAAAGAAGUAAGAAUGAUGACGAUGACGAAGAUAUUGAUGAUGAAGACGAUGAUCAUGAUGAUGAUGACAGUGAUGAUGAUGCUUUGAAAGCAGCUCACGACAAAAUGAUUUCUGUUGCUGGUCAAGAUCUGGAUGCGUUCAUGAAAGAGAUUGAAGAAGUGCAGAAGAAAAGUGAAGCCGGUCAGAUGCAGAUUGACUCGAUCGGAGGUGCCAAACUACACCACAUGCUGGACACCAUUCAGCUGCCUCCAACAAUGAUACCGUUGCCCGUGCCUCCCCCCUCGGGACAAAUGCCAACUCAACUACCUCCAGCUCCACCAUUGGGAGUGCCGCCACCGAUGAUGUUCAGGCCGCCGAUGAUGAGGCUGCCGAUGGGCCUCCGCCUGCCCCCGGGUCCACCUCCAGGUCGACCACCCACCCUGCCCCCAGGGCCACCUCCCGGCCUGCCGCCCCGGCUCAUGGGCAUUCGUCUGCCCCCUGGGCCACCUCCACGCAUGGCCGCCGCCCCCACACCCAAUGUGGUCAGCGCCGCCCCGCAGCUCAUCAAUCGUGCCUCCAAGGACGACGCCAAGGAUGGGUCGCAGAAGGGGGGAGCCACCAUCGAGGCCAAAGCGCAGCUCAGGAAUCUUAGUGCUGAUGUUACCAGGUUCGUUCCUACUGCUUUGAGAGUGAAGCGAGGGGAUGAUAAGACCCAGGCUAAAGCAUCCACAGCAGAUAUUCCUUCAAAACCGGAAGCAACUAUACAAAUAUCUAAGACGCAAAUAUCGAAAGAUGACGCCUAUCAACAGUUUAUGAAAGAAAUGGAAGGACUGUUGUGAUUACUUUAUAUUCAGUUGCAACUGGAAUUAGUACAAUUAUCUGUGCUUUCCAUGAACAUUAUUGCUUUACAAAUAAUUGAGAUUCCAAUUUUAAGAAUGUUUAAUUCUACUCGAUCAUUGAGAUUCUUAUUUAUUGAAUGCUGCAUCAUAAUGUGAAAAGUAAAUAGGCUGAUGUUGUACAUAUUUCUUUAGAAUUUUAUAAUAGAAUAAGAAAUAAAGUUUGUGUCCUUAUGUCUAAAUGCUGUCAUUGACUUGUUCAAUUGCUACAUAUGUAUUAUAUCGUGUUAUUCACUACUUGUCUUGUGUAUUAAUUUUAUUGAAGUACUUUGAUUUUGUUCAUAUUUCAAAUUCAGAGUUGAUUCAACCAAUGUAAUGUGCUAAGAUAUUAUUUACAAACGAAUAAACCAAUGUACCUAGAAUUCACUGUAUUCUACAUUACAUAAAGCAAUGUGUUCUUCUACAUUACAUAAAGCAAUGUGUUCUAGGUUCAUUGGAAUAAACCUUAGUUUAGAACAAAAAUAUAUUUUGUCUAUAGAACAUGUUAUUCAUGUUGGAAAAUCUGAUUUGGAAAACUUUAGUGUAACAGUUUUCACGAGGAUCAAAGUUGAAUAAAAAUAUAAGUAAGUAGUAAAUAUAAUUAUAACUAAGUUGUAUUUACAAAAUGAAUAUUAAUUAUUCAACUGAAGAAAAAAACACGAAUGUCAUAUACAGUUUAUUACACUAGGUUUGAAUAAUAAGCCAACAAUGAUAUAAUACAAUUUUAUAUUUACAUGCACCUGUGAAAAAGUAUUCAAUACUCGUCAUAUAUUACUUUGGUACUUGAACCUUGUUCCAACUAAAAUAAGGAAGCUAACCACUAAUUCUAAUGCAAAUAGUCUACACUGAAGAAUAAUUACAUUUUGAUCUUGCUUAGAUUGAGUUAUAUAUUAAAAUAACGUUAAACUUAAAUAAUGCAUAAUAUAACUAAUAAUAUUCAAUAAUUUAAAUGAAAGUUUACCAUUAAUAAACGUGUCUGCUUUCACAAUGGUCAUUAUAAUACUGUAUGAAUAAAUUACAAGUGAAUGUAAUUCAAGUCUGAACUAAAGAAUAAAGUGAUGCAAAUGUUAAAUGAAAAUUGAUUUCCAGUUUUUAAAUUGAAUAUAAAAUAAUAUUAUUCAUAUAGAAUUUUAGUUUCCACUUGAAAAAAAAAACCUUAUCGAAACUUUUAAUUUUCAAAUCAUUCAACACUCUAAAACAAAUUGCAGUGUAGUCAAAAAUGCGUAAGUCUUCUAUUUAAAAUAAUGUUUGAUACUAUGCUGAAUAAUAUAGUUUUUAUCCUGAGUAAUUUAUUGCAGCUAUGCACUAUGGUACAGUAAUAUUUAUCUACUGUAUGUGCUUAUUGAGAUUCACAAACAGUUAGCCAUCGCACUAACUACUUUUAGUAUAAUAUAUAUUUAUCUUAAAAUAAUUUUUAAUCAACAAUAAUCAAUGAAUUAAUUAGCAAAAAUCAAUAUAUUAGAAAAAUAAUCUUCUCAUUUAAGUACACAUAAAUCAUCUACCUAUUCACAAAAAUUCCCUUCUACCUUCACAAUCAAUAUAAUUGAAAUUUUCAACCAUUUGUACAGUAUCUUAUUGACUUUCUUUCGGCACAUUAUUUCACAAUGUUUAUUACAAUUAUUAUUAGUCAUGUUAUUUGUAGAAUAUCGUUUUUUGUACAAUAUAGGUACAUAUAACAGUUUUUAUAAUUUGAACAACUCUCGAUCGCAAAACUAGUCUUUAUUGAACUGAAAACUAUUCGUAAAACAGCUGAUUCUUGCAUACCGUGCGGAAAACACGUAUUUUGCACACGGUUGUUUACCGCACCGUUCCAAUCAUUAAUAUCAAUAUCAGUACCAUUUUCAAUAUUAUAAAGGUGAUAACUUGAAUGAUGGGAAAAAUAUUGUUUACAACUGAUGUACAAACUUGAUAGAUGACCAAACUCAGCUCUCGUUUGCAGUUUUCACUAGUUUUACACAGAAGUUGCACAGUUAGCUAUUUCAAAUCAGUGAAUGGUAUGUAUUACUGAUAAAAUAAUAUACCAUUUACCAGACAAAAGAAAAAUUAAAGGA